Molecule: messenger RNA, 1018 nt
Organism: Xylona heveae TC161
Lineage: Eukaryota; Fungi; Ascomycota; Xylonomycetes; Xylonales; Xylonaceae
Exons: 1
Coding region: 180-692 (170 amino acids)
Source: RefSeq, a predicted model, not a curated record
UCCCCUUCAUUUUUAAAGGAGGACUGAAGAAGAUUUUCCCUGAUCUUGAUCCACAUACCUUUCGUCUGCACUGUCCGCACGAAGGGAUUUUCUUGUCUUUCUCUUUCCUCGCACAAACAUUGUAACAUUUGUAUUCAUUACGGAGUCCACGGCGUUCGAGCGGGUUUGGCGUUGUGGAUAUGGGGUAUUUAAGUCUUGUUUUUAUGCAUCAGUGCUCUCGGUGGUGCUUCCUUUCCCGUUUUUACCCUCUUGAGAAAUUCACCAAAAUGUUGCAUCUGAAUCGCAUUUCAUACCUUUGCCUCUUUUUUUGGUACAUGGCAGGAGAACCACGAGGGGGUGCGCUAUCUGGCGGCACCACCGCAAGUCUGCAAGUCUGCAACACCGCAGCUAGAAAGUCUGGACAAGGCCCUGAUCUGGAUGGGACGGAAAUCUCGUACCACGUAUCAAGUCAACUUUUAUUUUUCUGCCAAAAAAAAAAAAAAACCAGUGAGCCAGUGACGUGUAAUGUUUUUCUUUUUCUUUUUCUUUUUCUUUUUUUGCCCCCUAUAAAAAGAAAGAAAGAAAGAAAGAUAUACAAUCUCAUAGAAAGAAAAAACAAAAAUUGCAAUUUAAACCAAUUGAGUAUAUACGCUUUUCAUCCCCUUCGUCUUCAAAUCACCAUGGGUUUUCAUGAACUUCCUCAAGUGAAAUAAAGUCUUAUCUAAUACUGGUAACUUCAAGUAGUCAUAACACAAUAAUUCGUAAAAAUCUCUUGUUAGGUAGACAAGUAGACAGAUAAUUGUAUUCUUCUUCUUCACUGACAUACGUUUUUGUUCUAAAUGCAAACGUGUGAUCUAAAUUUGAUUAUUUCAAGAAGCCAGGUAAUCCAAUCGCCAAGUGUGAAACCCCUUUUUUUUCUCGGGUCAGCUCGAAUCAAAAUUCCAUGUGUUGUGCGGCUGGUUAACUCCCAUUGUCGUAUCAAAUAUCAAGAGGUGUAGGUACAGGAAAAGGGAAAAGAAAAAGCGGAGAAAGGGGAAAG